AUGAAAUAAUUAAUAGUUAAGUUAAUAAUUGUAACACUAGUUGCUAGCCAGCAGGUUAUUUUGUUUGCCACUUCAUUUACAGAUAAAAAAUUCACUAGUUUAGAAAGUAAAAAAUCAUUAUUUAAAACAGAUUGGAGUUUGUACCCUUAAAAUCCACUUAAGUCUGGUUAUGGUUCUUUAACCAGUGAAGAUGAUGAUUAUGCAGGCUUUUAUUCAAUAAUUGGAGUGAGUAUGAGGAGCUAUCUUAAUGGAAUUUACAAAAUUUUUGAAAACAUUCCCCCUCAUUCUUCUUUAAUAAUUAAAGCGAAAACAUUAAUGUAUAAUUUCAUUUAAACCUAGACAAAAUUUUGGUUUAGGGGGUCUUGGUAUAGUUCAUAUCAGAGUAGAUGGAAAGUUAGUUACAAGAUUUCAAAGUGAAUUUGAUCAAGAUAAUCAUUAAAAAAUACAUAGUAGCGAAAUAUUUUUUAUAUCGUCAUCAUCUAGUGUUAUUAUUGAAUUUCAUUUUGAAGGAGUUGGUUAUUAUAAAGUAAAUUGUUUGUAAAAUUUAUGAGGAUAUGACUUUUGGAUUUCGAGAAUUUCAUUUGUAUUAUAGAAAAUGUCCUGAUGGAUGUUUAUAUUGUUAAACUUUGGAUUCAAACUAGAACCAUUGUAAUUUUUGGUUUCAAGAUCAUCAUUCUUUGCAUGACUCAAACUCAUUGAACGAUGGUUGGACAAUUAUUAAAAAUGACUAAAGAUUAUAUUAGAUGGAGUAUUGUCGAGGUACUUAAUUAUUUUAUUAGCUAGAUGAUAAAGCUCUGAAUCUAUUAGGAAUAAUUUUACCAAAUGAAGCUUUUGAAAAGACCCUACAUCUUGCUCCUCACCAUAAGAUAUUAAUUUAAUAUAAGUAACUAUUACUAGGAGCAGAUUUCUUUUCAGCUGCAUAUUGGUCACUUGAAUUAAAUGAUGUAACAGUAAAAGAAAUACCUUUUUUUACAUAUCAUAGAACUUCUUAAUUAUGCAAACACAACAAUCCAUCAAGUUUGGGAGAUUACAUUACAUAAGUUAUUUAUGAGGACUUCCAUUACAAUACAAUAGUGAAAUUAAGAAUUUUCACUUAAGGAAGGAUUUUCUUUUAAAAGUUAAAGUGGACUAUCAGAGACUUUGAAGUUUAUAUUUAAAAGUGCCAUCCAGAUUGUACUGAAUCUUGCUUUGGUCCAAGGGCAAAUUAAUGUUCUAGAUAAAAAUACCCAGAAUUUAAAAAUUUUGUAAGUUAUUUUACAGAACCCUUAUUUACCGAUACAUAAGAAUGGUAAAUGAUAACUCCAAUACAACCUAAAUCACCAAAUUAUUGCAAUGGUGUAUCAAUUUUUGGAGGUUAUUUAUAAUUAGGUGGUGAUCAUUAUAUUUAAAGAUUUAUUACAUUAAAAGAUCACUAAACAAUUUAAAUUUCAUUUAAGUUUUACUAAAUCGAUAAUUUUAAUAAUGAUAUAUUAUAUGUUGUAGUUGAUGAUCAAAUCGUAUAUUAAACUGUCUUAGAACCUAUUAUAGAUAUAUAAAAAGCAACUCCAUUAUGUGGUAUCUAUGAGAAUUAUGAUUUAAUUGUUAAAAUAUCAACACCUAUAAUUUAACAUACGUAAAAACAAAGUAUUAUUUAAAUUUAUACUAAUUAACCAACUACAUCAUAAGGAUACUGGGGGAUUAGAGAUUUUAUCAUUAAAUAAGAUUCAAUAAUAUAUAUAUAAGAAUUAAAAUAAGUUAGAUUUUUGA
Molecule: messenger RNA, 1746 nt
Organism: Paramecium pentaurelia
Lineage: Eukaryota; Ciliophora; Oligohymenophorea; Peniculida; Parameciidae
Source: the annotation of a GenBank genome assembly